Prorocentrum cordatum is the source of this 1921-nucleotide messenger RNA. The record is from the annotation of a GenBank genome assembly. NCBI's taxonomy places the organism in Eukaryota, Dinophyceae, Prorocentrales, Prorocentraceae.
AUGUCGCCCCCAGCUGGGAAGACGUUCGCUUCAGUCAUGGCGUCCGCCGCCGUCGAGCGCUGGCUGCGACCCAUGAAGACUAAGGGCGCUGCGUCCGGGCUUUUGCUGCGGGUGUGCGCCACUUUCUGGCGCGUGCAAUCUAGACAGCAUCUGGUUGACGCGCCCACCCGGCCGGUGGGCGCCGAGGUGCGGCUGCGAGCUGAUGGGGCCAUGGCCGUGAGACUCACUAUUGCGCAGCUGCGUGAUAUCCGCAACGAAGCACCUCCGCUCGUUGCGUUUGCGGCCGCCAAAUGGAUCGCCAGCGGGUGGACGGGCGCCGCGCGAGUGGUCGCGAUCCACGGACACGCGCCAGACCUCGCGGCGCGCGGGGUCCGCCUGGCCGCGGCCGAGAUUCUGCGGGCCGGCGACGGGGGGCCCCCGGGCCUGCGGGAGGCGGCGGCGCGGGGCGCCCGGCCCGCGGCCCGUGCUGUGCCGACCUCGCCGCGCCGGCCUGGCGGCCGGCGCCUCGCGGCCGCCGCCAUCGGCUGCACAGGGACCGAUGAGCGAGGCCUGGGCCAGGAAUGGGGCCCGGGCGGCGUCAGGCCCUCCGCGAGGGUCCGCGCCUUGCGCGCUGCCGGCGCCAGCGUCUGCUGCCUCGCCCCCGCCGGCCGGCCCGCGCAGCUCGCGCCCGCUCGCCGCGGCCCGCCGCUGCCCGCAGACAGCGGCCGUGCUGCGCGCGCUCGCCAGCCGGCGCCUGCGCGCCCGCGCGGGCUGGCCGCGCGGCGCGCGGGCGGUGCGGCCGCGGCGGGAGGCGCGCGGGGCCAGGCGGACUUCUGGGGGCUGGCCGAGACGGCGCUGGCGGGCAAGGGCGUCCGCCGGGGCGGCGUCGGCCUGCGGCGCUUCUGGGACUUCGUGGACCACAACGCGGAGCUCAGGCCGCUCCCCCCGGAGCACGCGAAGAGGGGCCAGAAGCACAAUCCCUCGCCCGUUCUAUCCGGGGAUCCGCCCAGAGCCGUUCCACAGCCUCCGCCACUACGGGGGCCUGACGGCGUGGCUGGGCGACCACUUCGAGGGGCUGCGCAGCGAGCUCUUGGCGCUGCCGUCCGAGGGGUUCCGCGCCCAGGCCGACGAGGGCUGGAGCGUGCUCAACCUGCGCGCGUUCGGCCAGCCGAGCGGCUUCUUCACGGAGCGAAGCCGCGAUCUCCAAAGAACAAUAGACUACACAAACAUAGCCUUUCGAACGUGGGCGCGGAUUUCUAGGAUGGGCGCUGGACCCCCCCAUGCGGUGCCUUGGGCGCCGCCCCUGGCGCGCUCCGCGCGCCAGGGAGGGGGGUCCAGCACGCAUCCAAGAACUCCUGGCGGACCUUUGAAAGUUUGUAUGCGUGGUUGUUUUUUAUUCUUCUAGAUCUGCCCCACGUUGCUGCCUUCGUGGAGCACCUGCGCUCGGAGGGCAUGCUUCCCCCCGAGAGCAUGAGUCUGCUGAGGCAGGCACCUGGGACUGGGCUCGAGCCGCACACCGACUGCCUCAACAUGGUGUCCUGCUGUCACGUGGGGCUCUCGGUGCCCUCGGGCGGCGAGGUGCCGUGGAUAGACCGACGAUCCCCAGGAUCGCAUCGUGCUGGCCGUCGACCUCUGGCACCAUGACCUCCGCCCCGAGGAACGCGCCGCGCUCGAGGCAUUCUUCGAGUUCGUGGACGAGUGGAACAGCCAUCCUGCAACGUGCAGCCUUUCGCGGGCGUGCACGUGCCGUUCGGCUGGUACACCAUCCAGGACUUCGCGUGCUGCCUGUGACGCCCAGGGCCCGCGUUCGGCAAAGUCUGCCGUUGCGGGGGCUGUAGGGAGUUGGGGGGCUCCUUCCUUGUCAUCCUCGUCGAUCUCCCCCUCCUCCCCCCUCCUCCCCCUGUGCGGCACCCACUAAGGGGGUGGCGCGAGGGGGGUGGGC